AUAAUAAUAAUGAGUAAAAUAGCUGCGAGUCUAGCGUUGGCGUCAAAAGGAUGUCAAGCAAUGGAUACGUCCGACGAUUACAUUGAAGCCAUCGGUUUACUAACAAAAGCUAUUGAACUAAAUCCAAGUGAUUUCCGCUAUUAUGCCAACCGGUCGCUGGCUUUUUACCGCUUGAAUCGCUACGAAAUGGCCGCUCAGGACGCCUUGAAAGCCGUCAGACUUAAUCCCAGAUGUCCGGCCAAUUAUGUCCGGUUGGCCGCUGCCCUGAACGGCCGUCGCCGAUAUCGUGACGCCGAAGUGGCCGCUUUGCGGGCACUGGCUCUGGAACCGACAUUACGAAUAGCCGCAUAUGAACUACUAAUGGCCCGCAAAAUGGCACUAAUAUCUGUCGGCUUUGACAAACACGAUGUCCUACAAGUGAUAGCCAACUGUAAUACCAUUGAUGAUGGUUUCGGACGACUGUUGAAAUUGAUUCAAAUGAAAGACAUUUAAAAAAAAUUUUUUUAUUAAUUAAUUAAUUUUGUUUUUGUUUUAGUUUUUCUAUUGAAAUGUUAUUAUUAUUAUUUUAAUCGACACUUGUUUUGUCAUUAUAUUA
Molecule: messenger RNA, 595 nt
Organism: Oppia nitens
Lineage: Eukaryota; Metazoa; Arthropoda; Arachnida; Sarcoptiformes; Oppiidae
Exons: 2
Coding region: 10-492 (160 amino acids)
Molecular function (GO): protein binding
Source: RefSeq, a predicted model, not a curated record